Bacillus rossius redtenbacheri is the source of this 1778-nucleotide messenger RNA. RefSeq lists its product as uncharacterized. The transcript is spliced from 8 exons. Gene Ontology annotation, cellular component: mitochondrion. Gene Ontology annotation, molecular function: protein binding. The record is from RefSeq and is a predicted model, not a curated record. The coding region runs from base 216 to 1691 and encodes 491 amino acids. NCBI's taxonomy places the organism in Eukaryota, Metazoa, Arthropoda, Insecta, Phasmatodea, Bacillidae.
GGAAAUUUGUGUUUCAAGUCUCUGAAUUAUAUGUUCGUUGGUUGUUAUAAGAUUUUGUGUUGCGGCAAUAAAAAAUUGUUGUAUUUGACUUUAGCAAAAGAAUGUAGGUUUGUUGAAAGGUUAGCUAGCAGAAUGUGAUAUUAAGUAUAAAUUUAUUUCAACGUCCAGGAGUUGUGUUUCUGUAUCAUUUGGUGUGCUGUAUUUGCUGUUUGAUCAUGGCCUCUACACCCGGCGAUAAAACUGUUAAUAAAGUUGCCUUGUGUUCUGCUAUAUUUGCUGGAUUUGCUUAUGUUGGAUAUUCGGUGGUCAGGACUGCAUUUUGUCGGAGGCUAGGUCGGCGUGAAUAUGAAGGUUAUCCAGAUGAGCACCGGUUGUAUUUUCGCCGUUUGUCCCAGACUACACAAACAGACGUGCUUUUGGGAAACCUAGACAUGACAGGCUCUGGAAAAGUGAUACUACGUCCAAUGACUGUUCAAGAAAGAAUUCGUGAGCUCAAUGUGAGAGCACGAAUGUUCACAGACACCAUGUUGGCUAUCCAGAAUUAUGGAGUUUCUCCCCGGCAUAGUCCACUGCCUGGUCCAAGAAGCUUACAGUGUUCUCCUUGGAGUUCUCCUCGUAUCUUGAGCCCAGUGGAUGUGCGGCACAUCUUGGCGAGCAGAUCUAGUGAGAACUUGUCAGGCCUUGGUUGCCAUGGUGAACUGGUGGGUUCGCCAAUCAGGAGAAGAAUGUGCCGCCAGUCAUUGCGCAGAGUGACUCCAUCCAAAAACCAGCUGAAUCUGGAAGAAUCUCGGCACACCGAGGAGGCUACCAAAAGAGAAGCAGAAAAACUGUUACGGGAAGGAGGAGAGGAGAAACUGCGCAAUUGUUUGGAGACAUUAAGUAUGAAAGAAAGGGUUCUCACCAAACAGGAAGCCAAAAGUUUAGUUGCAUUAUUACAUAGCAACAAUGAUGUGUUAUUAGAACAAACACUAGUGACUAUUGGAAACUAUGGAACCUUUGCUCGGAACCAGGAUAUAUUACGUGAAGCUGGAUGUCUGUACAGGCUCCAGAACAUGCUUACUCAUCCUAAUAUCAGUGUAAGGCUUGCUGCAAUUAAAGCAACAGGAAAUCUGGCCUUGAACCAAGAGAACCAGAAGGAAUUGAAGGAUGCUAUACCAUUAUUGCUGACUUUUAUCAAUGUGGAACAGCCAAAGGAGAGUAUUGUGUUGAGUGCCCUCGUGACUCUGGCAAACAUUGCAGUGUUGUCAGACUGGCAUGAAGAAUUCUAUCCUGCACUGCACUCUCUCUAUAACCUUGUGGACAAUGGCAGUCCUCAGGUGAAGCUACAAGCACUGAAACUGCUUGUAAACCUGUCUUGCAAUGAGGAUAUGGUUCCCAGUCUCUUGGCAGCUCAGGCUCCUCGCAGACUUGUGUAUCUUCUAGACCCACUGUCUAAUGAAGAAAUUCUUUUAAGAGUUGUAACUUUACUUGCAAACUUAACUUCAACAGCAAAGGAGCUCAUGCUAAACCCAAGCAUUGACUUACCGGCAGAAGAUAAGGCAGCCUCGCCUGAAACAAUCAGGUAUGCAGCUAUAUUUGGAGUGAAUAUCCAGGAGAAGAUGCGUAGUAAAGCAUUUGUGUUGAUGAAUCAGCAUAGAUCUGAAGAUGUUCGUGUUCAAGCUCGUAAGAUGUACGAAGCUAUCAAAUCCUGAGAAUGGAAGAAUGAAGUUGUAGAUGUGAAGAGCAAACGCUAUCCUGUUAUAAUAAUCACAAAUCAUUAAAAGAACACUCAUUUACUG